This is a messenger RNA of Moneuplotes crassus, 1128 nucleotides long. The record is from the annotation of a GenBank genome assembly. Lineage: Eukaryota; Ciliophora; Spirotrichea; Euplotida; Euplotidae.
AUAAAGUUAGCAGAUAUGGAGGAUCACCAGAAGUACGAAAUAUUCGGAUAUGUCUUUGAGUUGCCACCAAAGUACGAACCCAUCAAGAUGAUAGGCAAGGGAACAUAUGGAGCAGUUGUAUCAGCAACCAAUAAGGAGGAAGAUAAAGGAGUUGCUAUUAAGAAAUUGUCAAAGAUUGAAGAUAUUAUUGAUGCAAAGAGAGUUCUUAGAGAGAUCAUUAUCAUGAAGAACUUGAAGCACGAGAACAUUCUUGGUCUCCUUGAUGUAGUCUAUGUGUCCAAAGAGGAUGAAAUUUUGGGAGACAUUUAUCUCGUCACAGAGCUCAUGGAGACCGAUUUGAACAGAGUCUUGAGAUCAAAACAGGAGCUAACAGAUGAGCACAUUGCUUACUUUACUUAUCAGAUUUUGAGAGCCUUUAAGUUUAUCCACUCUGCUAAGGUUAUCCACAGAGAUCUCAAGCCAAGUAAUAUUUUAUUGACAGAAAGCUGUGACUUAAAGCUUUGCGAUUUCGGACUCUCAAGAAAUUUGUCUAUUCAAAAGCAGGAGGAUCUCACUGAGUAUGUGGUCACAAGAUUCUACAGAGCUCCAGAGAUUAUGCUCUCUUCCCACUCCUAUUCCAACUCUGUUGAUACAUGGUCCAUUGGAUGCACUCUUGGAGAAAUUAUCAACAAUGGUAAAGUUCUAUUCCCAGGUGAGAACUAUAUUGAACAAGUUAAUCUUAUUAUUGAUAAGAGAGGUACCCCAGACGAAGAGACUAUGAAAUCAAUUUCUAAUGAGAACGCUAAGAAAUAUAUUGAAAGUCUUGGUACUAAGGAUAAGCUUCCAAUGGAUGAGUUGGUACCUUUCAACAAUUCUGAUGCUCAAGACUUAAUCGAUAAACUUCUAGACUUGAACCCUAGUACAAGAAUUACCGUAGAUGAAGCUUUAAAGCAUCCUUAUCUUGCCAACCUCCACGACCCAGAUGACGAGCCUGUAUUCGAAGGAGAUAUCGACUUUAGCUUCGAAGGAAAUGCUGAUCUCACUCUCGAAGACGUCAAAAAGCUAAUCCUCUCAGAAAUCUCCUCCUACAACAGUGCUUACUAUGACCUCUUAUAGUCCAAUAUCAAUCCAAUACAAAAUUUCCCACUU